AUGUGUUGUGCCCUGUUUCCUCAGGCAGGGAAGCCCCCCAUCCAGGACCUCUUCACCGACCUGUGUGAUGGCCGUCGCCUGCUGGAGCUGCUGGAGGGACUGGCAGGUCACGAGCUGGUGAAGGAGAGAGGAUUCACGCGCGUCCACUCGCUAAACAAUGUCAAUAGAGCGUUGCAGAUCCUACAGAAGAACAAUGUUGAACUGGUGAAUAUUGGAGGAGCCGACAUUGUUGAUGGGAAUCAUAAAUUGAUUCUUGGACUCAUUUGGAGCAUAAUUCUCCACUGGCAGGUAAAGGAUGUGAUGAAGGAUGUGAUGGCAGGCCUACAGCAGACCAACAGUGAGAAGAUUCUGCUUAGCUGGGUGCGCCAGUCCACCAAGGACUAUCCCCACGUCAAUGUGGUCAACUUCUCCUCCAGCUGGUCCGACGGCCUGGCCUUCAACGCACUCAUCCACAGCCACAGGCCCGAGCUGUUUGAUUGGAGCAUUGUGGAGAAGCAGAAGAGUGCCAUGGAGAGAUUGAUCACGCCUUCAGCAAGGCUGAGCAAACCCUGGGCAUAG
Oncorhynchus keta (chum salmon) is the source of this 558-nucleotide messenger RNA. Its product is annotated as utrophin-like. The record is from RefSeq and is a predicted model, not a curated record. Gene Ontology annotation, cellular component: plasma membrane. Bases 1 to 558 code for a protein of 185 amino acids. Gene Ontology annotation, molecular function: protein binding. Gene Ontology annotation, biological process: synaptic signaling. Lineage: Eukaryota; Metazoa; Chordata; Actinopteri; Salmoniformes; Salmonidae. The transcript has 5 exons.